AUGAACGCCCGAGGCCUCUCCUCGACGUGUCGACGGCCGCCUUCGGUGUCCGUGGUCGUCCUGUUGGCCCUGCAACUCGCUGCUGGAAAUGCCAUCCCCCGAGAGACGGGAGCGGUCGAGUGGCCUCGGACGGCCCCGUGCCCGUCGCCGACGCCCACCUGGACACCAAAACUCGGCCGCCGCGCUCUCUCCAACACCGUCUGCGGCUACAUUGGAGGAGAUCCUGCGCUGCCCGCGACCUGCAGGGAAGGCUCGUACUGCGCCGUCGACGUUCGGCACGGAGCGGUGGGCUGCUGCCCCGAUGGCGGAGCGUGCACCACCGGCAUCUUUACCGGCUGCGUCGACGGCAACAGCGGGCCCCAGACUGUCCGCAACCCUUACCUCUACACCUGUGCUGGUGGUGACGUCUGUUACAAGAACAACUUCGACGGUGGCUUCUUCCAGUACGGCUGCGGCACGGCGUCCAACCUUGCCACCAACGUUGCCACCGCCGCCCCUGGCCGCCCACCCUUGCGCUUGAGCUACAUCACCCUCUCCUUCACGGCUGCGGCGACGUCCACGGCUCCCUCCACGACCGGCGGCUCCUCCGACUCGGCCGUCAAGUCGGAUUCGGGCCUUCAAAGCACGCCGCUCUCGCCGCCGGCUUCUGCCACCGACGAACCGACGGCACCCGACAAGGACGGCGGCUCCGUCAACACGGCCGUCAUCGUCGGAGGCAUCGUCGGAGGCAUCGUUCUGUUGGCGGCACUCUUUGCCCUCGCCGCUCUUUUCAUGCGUCGGAGGAAGCAAAAUGCACGCAACGGACCUGGAUCCUCGCAGGACACCAGCUACAUCAGCAGCCCGAUGGCCCAACCUGGACACAACUUUUUGCCUCUGCAGUCGUCCUACCAGGCGCAAGAAGCCGACACGCGGCAGCAAGGCCCUCUGGAAUACGGCCACGGCCUUGGGGCCAGCCGCAGCCAUGAUGACGCCUCGCGCUGGCAAGCACAUCUUCACCAUAAACCCCUUCCCCAGGUCGGUGUAGAAUCCACAAAUCGCUACCAAGGCCCGGACCCCGACUGCGUUCCCCUGACACGGGAAGCCUACGACUUCCCUGGGGCCUACAACGCACCGAUGCCAGACGUUCGGGACGACAUGCAUCAACGGGCCAACAUGGACGACAUGGGAACACAUCCCGCAUCUCGGAGGAAACGAACCGUGGAAGGAAUUUUAUGGCAGCAGAAUCGACGAAACACUCGCAACGUUUCGUGGCUUUGA
Messenger RNA from Drechmeria coniospora, 1257 nucleotides. RefSeq lists its product as uncharacterized. The record is from RefSeq and is a predicted model, not a curated record. Bases 1 to 1257 code for a protein of 418 amino acids. Lineage: Eukaryota; Fungi; Ascomycota; Sordariomycetes; Hypocreales; Ophiocordycipitaceae. The transcript has 2 exons.